Anastrepha ludens (Mexican fruit fly) is the source of this 3282-nucleotide messenger RNA. Its product is annotated as neural-cadherin-like. The coding region runs from base 1 to 3246 and encodes 1081 amino acids. NCBI's taxonomy places the organism in Eukaryota, Metazoa, Arthropoda, Insecta, Diptera, Tephritidae. Gene Ontology annotation, molecular function: calcium ion binding. Gene Ontology annotation, cellular component: plasma membrane; cell-cell junction. The record is from RefSeq and is a predicted model, not a curated record. Gene Ontology annotation, biological process: homophilic cell-cell adhesion. The transcript is spliced from 12 exons.
AUGGCUGAUGAUAUGGAUCACGACGGCGAUAGCAAUGCUAUAAAUGAGAUCCCUCCGGUUUCACAAGACGAAAUAUUAGAAGAAAUUUCAUAUCUAAAGAUAAAAAAAUCGCCGGGCUACGACCUCAUUACUGCUGAAAUAUUGAAACAGCUCCCGAACAAUAUUAUUGCUGUAUUGACGAAUAUCGUCAACACCACAUUUAAGCUAAAAUAUUUUCCAAUAUAUUGGAAAACAGCGGAAGUCGUUAUGUUCAAUAAGCCAGCACCUGCUCAAUACGGCAACUAUUCAACUGGUCAAUGGUUCGCACGUCGCCAUUUGUCUGCGCUGAGCCGUAAUUUGACACCAUCUAAAGUGAAUAUCUUUAUUAUCAGCAAGUCAGCCAGCCAGCCAGCCAGCCAGCCAGCCGCCCGCCAACUAGCCAGUGCGCACUCAUACGCACACAUUGACAUUGCCGGUACAGGUAGCGUUUGGUGGUACUUAGGUAAAUCGCUAUGUGGCAUAUCUCGCUUAGCGCGCAUGGCAGUGGCAGCUAUAGACGAUUAUGGGGCUAGCAACUUAGCUACCACAGCAGCCAUGUCAAUGUUGCCACAUCACUCGUUCCACUAUUCCGACCUCAAAUACACUGACAAUCAACGCGUCAUCAUCCAUGUCAAGGAUGUGAACGAUGAACCGCCUUAUUUCAUCAAUCGCCCACUGCCCAUGCAAGCCGUAGUCCAACUAAAUGCUCCGCCCAAUACACCCGUGUUUACAUUGCAAGCACGUGAUCCCGAUACCGAUCACAAUAUUCACUAUUUCAUAGUGAGAGAUCGUACAGGUGGUCGCUUCGAGGUAGACGAACGUUCUGGCGUGGUACGCACACGUGGCACCGAUCUUUUCCAAUUGGACAUGGAAUAUGUUUUAUAUGUCAAAGCUGAGGAUCAAAAUGGCAAAGUAGAUGAUCGUCGCUUCCAGAGCACACCCGAAGAGCGUUUAUCGAUUGUGGGUGGCAAGCGUGCACCGCAAUUCUAUAUGCCCAGCUAUGAGGCGGAGAUACCGGAGAAUCAGAAAAAGGAUUCAGACAUCAUCUCGGUGAAGGCGAAAUCUUUUGCAGAUCGUGAGAUACGCUACACGUUGAAGGCACAAGGACAAGGCGCUGGUACAUUCAAUAUUGGUCCAUCGUCGGGCAUCGUUAAGUUGGCGAAAGAAUUGGAUUUCGAAGAUUUACGACAGCCGCACGUCUACUCGCUGAUAGUUACUGCCACCGAAGAUUCGGGUGGUUUCUCCACAUCCGUUGAGCUAACCAUCCGCGUGACUGACGUCAACGACAAUGCACCGAAAUUCGAGCUACCUGAUUAUCAAGCACACAAUGUGGAUGAAGACAUUCCUCUCGGUACGAGCAUACUACGCGUCAAAGCAAUGGAUUCUGAUUCGGGUGCAAAUGCUGAAAUUGAAUAUCUCGUCUCGGAUGAUCACUUUGCGGUCGACUCGAAUGGCAUUAUUGUCAAUAAUAAACAACUCGAUGCCGAUAACAACAAUGCCUACUAUGAAUUCAUUGUCACAGCGAAAGAUAAAGGCGAACCUUCCAAAUCUGGCACAGCCACUGUACGCGUCUAUACGAAAAACAAGAACGAUGAGGAGCCAAAAUUUUCACAACAGGUCUAUACACCGAAUGUGGAUGAGAAUGCCGGACCGAAUACGCUCGUCACAACUGUUGUGGCCUCCGAUAAAGAUGGUGACAAUGUACGUUUUGGUUUUGUCGGUGGUGGCACCUCUUCUGGGCAAUUCGUUAUCGAGGAUAUAACUGGUGUGAUACGCUUACAUAAUAAAGCUAUUUCACUGGAUCGUGACAAGUAUGAAUUGAAUGUGACAGCAAUGGAUGAUGGUUCGUGUUGUGCUAAUGGUGAUCACACCAUACACACCUCCACCGCUGUCGUUGUGGUCUUCAUCACCGAUGUAAAUGACAAUAAGCCGGUGUUCAAGGAUUGCGGCACUUACUAUCCAAAAGUAGAAGAGGGUGCACCCAACGGGAGUCCAGUGAUAAAAGUGGUCGCCACUGAUGAGGAUAAAGGCGUCAAUGGACAGGUCAAAUACUCAAUUGUCCAACAGCCAAAUCAGAAGGGCACCAAAUUCACCGUCGACGAAGAGACAGGCGAAGUGUCCACCAACAAAGUGUUCGAUCGUGAAGGUGACGAUGGCAAAUUCGUUUCGGUUACCGUCAAAGCGACCGAUCAGGGUGAACCCAGCUUAGAGGGCGUCUGCUCGUUUACAGUCGAAAUUACAGAUGUUAACGAUAAUCCACCACUAUUUGAUCGACAGAAAUAUGUAGAAAAUGUGAAACAAGAUGCCAGCAUUGGCACAAACAUAUUGCGCGUCUCCGCCUCCGAUGAGGAUGCCGACAAUAAUGGUGCCAUUGUGUACAGCUUGAGUGCGCCGUUCAAUCCCAACGAUUUGGAGUAUUUCGACAUACAGGCCGAGUCGGGUUGGAUUGUGUUGAAGAAGCCGCUUGACCGCGACCGUUAUCGUUUGCGGGUGCGCGCCUCGGAUCGUGGUGAGCCACCUUCCUAUGCCGAUGUCGAUGUUGAAUUAGAUGUAGUCGACCGCAAUAAUAAGCCGCCAAUAUGGGAUAAGAGCAUUUACGGUCCAAUACAUAUACGCGAAAAUGUCACUGUGGGUACGGUUGUAACAUCGGUGAAGGCAAGUUCGGGUAUUGAGGGCAAUCCGACUGUGUUUUAUCGUCUAAUGCCCGGGUCCACUGCACAAACGAAUAAGUUUCACACGUUUUAUUUGCAACAAAGACCGGAUAAUGGGGAUACGUGGGCUGAUAUAAAGGUGAAUCAUCCGCUGGACUACGAGAGUAUAAAGGAAUAUAAUCUAACAAUACGUGUGGAGAACAAUGGCGCCCAACAAUUGGCUUCCGAGGCGACCGUCUACAUUAUGCUCGAGGAUGUUAACGAUGAGAUACCAUUGUUUACCGAACGUGAACAGGAGACUGUGCUGGAAGGUGAACCCAUUGGCACCAAAGUGACGCAAGUGAAUGCCAUCGACAAGGAUGGCACAUUUCCAAACAAUCAGGUCUACUACUACAUCGUCGAUUCGCCACGCAACGAGGGCAAAGAAUUCUUCGAAAUUAAUUUGCAAAGUGGUGAAAUCUUUACCAAAACCGUUUUCGAUAGAGAGAAGAAAGGCGCUUAUGCACUGGAAGUGGAGGCGCGCGAUGGUGCGCCAUCAGCACGGCCCAACAGUAAUGGACAACCCAAUUCAGGUUAGUACCAACUCACGACUUAUGCAUUUUAAUGAAGAUUU